AUGUCGAUACCACCUCCGCUCCACCAGCAACUGCGCCUGCUCAUCCGCGCAAACCACAUCCUACACCAUCAUGGCCUCGUCGACGCAUUCGGCCACAUAUCUGUGCGACACCCGCUGAACAAGGAGCAAUAUAUCAUCGCCGCGUACGACCCUGGCGCACCAGCGCUAGUCAAGAAUAUGAGCGACUUCAUAUCUUACUGGGUAAAGGACUCCACGCCUGUCGAUGCUGAUGCACCACAAGGCUACAGCGAGCGCUACAUCCACGGCGAGAUAAUGCGAAGGUUCCCUAAGGUGAACUGCGUCGUCCACUCCCAUUCGGAGGACGUCAUUCCAUUCACCGUAGGACAUGGUGCGCAAGAGCCGCAUCCCGUGCGACCGGUGUUCCAUAUGGCUGGCUUCCUCGGGCAGGGUGGCGCAUCUGUGUUUACGAUGGACAGUCUAUACGGAACGGCGCGAGCACCAUCGGAGCACGACUUGCUAAUUAAGAGCGCUAUGCUUGGUGCAGCUUUGGCUUCGCGGUUCACACCUGAGAACCCUGUAGUACUUCAGCAUAAGCACGGGUUUACAACGUUUGGAGCUAGCAUUGAAGAAGCGGUGUAUCGGUCGAUAUACACCCAGAAGAACUGCAUACUACUGCAACGGGCGAUUGGCAUCGCGGGGGGUGAUGCGGAAGCGGUGUCGUAUUUGAGUGCACAGGAGAUCAAGGAUUGUGCGAUUAUGAACAGGAAGACGCUGGAUAAGUCAUUCAGGCUGUGGUUGAGGGAAGUGCAGGUCAACCCGCUAUAUGAGAACGAAGAGGGUGAACCGGAGAAGGGGAAGGUUGCGGGAAUGAAGAUGUGA
Alternaria atra is the source of this 840-nucleotide messenger RNA. RefSeq lists its product as uncharacterized. Bases 1 to 840 code for a protein of 279 amino acids. NCBI's taxonomy places the organism in Eukaryota, Fungi, Ascomycota, Dothideomycetes, Pleosporales, Pleosporaceae. Gene Ontology annotation, molecular function: aldehyde-lyase activity. The record is from RefSeq and is a predicted model, not a curated record. Gene Ontology annotation, biological process: pentose catabolic process. The transcript has a single exon. Gene Ontology annotation, cellular component: cytosol.